AUGGAAGCUUUUAUCAACGAAAUUGUAGAACCACGGAUUAUUGAUCUAAUAGUGUUAAUUUUACCGAAAUGGAAGCUACUGCUUUACAUCUUUUUAAUGAACGUCAUCAUCUUCUCCCCAAUCUACUUCUUCAGUGUGAUCCUGAUCGACCGCUGGGGAGAGCUGCAGUUAAUCUGCCCAUCGGCCGCGCUGUUCGGAUUCAACUUAAUUCACCGUGCUCUAUUUGUGCGGUACAACCUCAACAACACACGGUCGAUAUUCCUAGGUGUAGUAAUUCUGGGUGCAGGAAUCUCAGCAAGCGGCAUGGUCGCCAUGUAUAGUGCAAGCAACCGAGAAAGCUUCCUAAUGGUGUUGCUAUUAUACAGCUUAAUAGGUGGUUAUGGGUACCAUCUGAUAUUCUCCAAAGUGUGGAAAUUGCUAGCCAAAAUUUUCAACGCAAAGAAGGAAAUGUUUGUGAUAAAAUUUCUACAUUCAUUUGGACAAUCGAUGACGUUGCUGUUCCUACUGGUAACAUUUCACUGUCCGUGGAAAGAUUACAUAUUCGGUGCACUUUUGAUUUUGUUCGGUGGAGUACUGCUAAAUAUUAUUCCGAUGACUAUCUUGAUCGUAAGCGAAAAGAAAUACCUGAAAUUUGAUCAAGAUUCCAUGAUCCAAAUAACAGAGAAAGGAAAUGAAUCGUUUUACAAUGACGUAUCGAAAAGUUACGUAAAUUCAGAUGCUAACGAGCAACAAGUGAUAGAACAAGAUACGGUACAAAUGCCUAUGACGAGUUGGAAAAAUCCGGCUACCUACAGCCGUCAGGAAGAACCCGAAGAACCAAUAAAUAUCGAAGAUGACUUCGAUGAAGAGAUUCUCAGUCGCGAAGGUAAAUUUUUCAAUCCGGAUGGAGUCGAAAUUUUAGAAAUCAUCAUGGAAGAAGAUGAAGAAAAUAUGGCAGCGUAUGAGGCAGCUACUGCAAACACUGUGCUGGCCUACAAACUCAAUGAAAAAGAUCAGUGGACGUUUGUUCAUCAGUUCAUUGAAUCCAUCACGGGCUUGUAUCGAAGUUUACACAUCAGAGAACAUUUCAAUACGAAAAUAGUGAAUUCCAUCCGUUAUGCAUUUACCGACAUGAAAUUCUACAGUUGUUUAUUGUUAAAAUCGACCGAUUUGUGUAUUUUUGUGCUUUUCUUGACUCUACUACCGCGUUUCAUGUCAUAUCACUACUAUUACCGAGGGAAACCCCGGCAGAUGCUCCUAAUGUCGUUUGUCAUCAUUUCUUCUGCUUGGGCCAGCUGUUCGCUGCUGUUGCUCUGGUGCGACAUCAAAUUUCGCAAACAGCAGGACAAGUUACUCAUCUUCAGUAUUCUGUUUAAAACAUUCGGCUACUUUUGUGUAUACUCCACCCGGUCCAGCUUCUGGACCGUAUCCGGAUGUCUACUAAUCGGGGUAGGUCAUGCCGUUAGCUGUUCCUAUCAGGAUUUGGUCAUCAAGCGGAAGUUUAACGCACUCAAAUGGAGGCUGAUCAAGAGUGCGCUUUGCCUCACUAGUGGUUCACUGGUGGUGUUGUUGGCUAUUUUGGUCAACGUGGCUUACGUUUAUUGUAGGAUAGACUAUGUGUUGCUAGCGGUACUGCUGGUGUACUGCUUUAGUGGGAGUCUGUGGCUCGUAUGCAAUUACAAGAUUAUAUUCCGAUAG
Molecule: messenger RNA, 1677 nt
Organism: Sabethes cyaneus
Lineage: Eukaryota; Metazoa; Arthropoda; Insecta; Diptera; Culicidae
Exons: 3
Coding region: 1-1677 (558 amino acids)
Source: RefSeq, a predicted model, not a curated record